AUGGUCGAAAAGAAGGAGGAUCCGAAAAAACGCCGGGGCCGCUCCUCGAGCUCUUCAUCCUCAUCGUCCAGUUCGGGUUCGAGCAGCGGCUCAUCUCGCUCAUCCAGCAGCUCAUCGUCUUCGCGUUCUCGAUCGCCUGCCAAGAAUCGUGGUGGACCUCCGGCCCGCCGUCGCUCGCGUUCUGCUUCGCCGAGGCGUAGUGGCCCAGAUCCGGCCCCGAGAAAGACGAGCCCGGCUCGUCGCCUCUGCGUUCGACAUUUGUCGCGCAACGUUACCAAGGAACAUUUGGCGGAGAUUUUCGGAAUCUACGGCGACCUGAAGGCUUGCGAGCUGCCGACUGAUCGCCAUCAAAAUAUGGGCCGUGGCUAUGGUUAUGUGGAGUACGACACGCCGGAUGCAGCUGAGAAGGCGCUGAAGCAUAUGGAUGGCGGUCAGAUUGAUGGACAGGUUGUGUCGGUUGAAGCUACUCUGGGUCGCCGCGACGAUCCACCGCCAAGAGCUCGUAGUCCGAUUCGUCGUCGCAGCCCACCGCCUCGCCGCAGCCCGAUUCGUCGAUCUCGCUCACCGGCCUACCGCAAGCGCUCACCUCCUGGAGGACCGCGCGGAACCGGCGGAAAUACGAUCCCUCUUGGGAACAACAGAAUGCGUGGACACCGCAGCAGAAGCCGCUCC
Mesorhabditis spiculigera is the source of this 672-nucleotide messenger RNA. NCBI's taxonomy places the organism in Eukaryota, Metazoa, Nematoda, Chromadorea, Rhabditida, Rhabditidae. The record is from the annotation of a GenBank genome assembly.